AUGAAACGAAUAAAAGUAUAAGUUUCGUGCUGAAAGCAAAUAGUUCAGUGGAAUUUUGGAAUAACUGACAGAAAUAAUUGAUUAAUACCAUGGAGAUGAACUUUAGAUGAAAAAGAUCUAUUUCAAAAUUAGGAAUAUGUUUUUUUUCAUCUUCCUUUAAUCUUGAAUAGAUAUUGACGAAUGUGUCUAAGGCAAGGUGAAGUGUUCCUCUGAUGGCAGUUGUGUUAAUGUUAUGGGCUCAUACGUCUAACUUCUCCGUCUCUUGUAACUCGUGUGUAGAUAUUGAUGAGUGUACAUCAAGCAAACACGAUUGUUCCUCUGACGGCGACUGUGUUAAUGUCGUGGGUUCAUAUCAGUGCUUUUGCGAAUCUGGAUUUACUGGCGAUGGUAAAAUUUGCCAAGGUAACAUUUAUUUUAUAUAAAAGUGCAAAGCUAUCGAUUACUCUCUUCAUCAGUCUUGUAAGACAGAAAUAACUGAUGCAAUUCGCAGGGUCAAUUGUUCUUAAAAUUACUGCUAAAAAAUGGUAAGUCUUUACAUGUUUAUGUAUCUGAGAAGACUGCCUCCACAUCAUAGUCAGCAAAAUUGCACACAGAAUGAUGCCGAACUUCUGGCAAACCUGUGAAUCCGCGACCUCAACACAUUACACUUUUCAGUAGAUUCUGGGAAACGCCAAAAAACAACCCCACCUCUUCUGAUAAUUUCCCACAUCUUGAUUAGUCUCAUAUUCCAUUUCUACUUAGAUAUCGAUGAGUGUAACGAUGGAAGCCAUGACUGUUACUUUGCGGCCGAUUGUACAAACACCGCUGGAUCAUUCGACUGCAGCUGUCGGUCUGGACACCUUGGAGAUGGACGGCACUUUUGCUCAGGUAUAUCUUGAUCUUUAACCCAAAACACAAACAAAUGUGAGUGAAUAGUGUGGUUUGAACAUAACCACAGUUAUUCUUUAAUUACUUUCCUCAAAUAAAUCAAUUUAUUUGCGUUACCAUUUCAAGACACGAAAACCUGAGGCUUUAUUUGAAACCUGGCAAACUUUUUAACAGAUAACUGGGAAAAGGUCAACAUCGAUCCUGUCUGUUUUGGGACAAAAAAUGACGACCACGGAACUUUUGAUAUCCGAGAAGCCGGUCAAGUCUACACUUUCAAACUCGUACAUACAAGUGGCUCCGUUACAUGCGACACUAAUCGCUCACCGACCAAAUGGGGAUGCUUACGGCCAGAAUACGGAAAUUAUAACCUGAUGACAGUGAUAACAUACAGCAACAAAACUGUUCUUCCACUUGCUGAGUUCGUGAAAAGUAACACCGAAAACAAACUGUAUACUUACCAACUUGAUGGUGCUGAUGUCAACUCUCCCAUGCUUGUGUUUAAUUUUCUCCCCAUGCCCUUGGUUGUAUCUGUUGGCCAACAGUUCCAAAUUUGGUAUGCGCAUGACCUGGUUGGUUCUACCGAGUAUAAUAACGAUGGUGAGACAUGUGCGGACGUUUAUGCUUUGUACCCUUUAAACUGAAAUUCAGCAUUGAACUAAAUCUGAGAUUUGGAAGGUCGAAAGUUUAUUUAUGGAGAUCAAAGUUUUAAUUUGAUUUAACAAGAUCAAGUUAGAGUCAAAUUGAGAGAAGAAAAAGUACGCCUGAAAGAUUAUUAAAAUGUCAUGGGGGAGAGGGUGAAAAUAGGCGUGUGUUGCUGUUUUGAAGGCUAGAGCGUAAUCUUCGAAGAUCAUUUGGCCAGCAUGCCUACUCAUGCCUACCGAAAGUGAAUGUAAAGCGCGUACUAUUAAGUUAGAAGUCAGCCCACCAGAUUAACUCAAAGUAAAUUAGAGUCGAUCAGAGAGACAAUCAGAGUUUAUCAGUCAGUCUGAGUUAUAACGAGUUAACUCAAGAGGGAUGAAUUUUCUGUAAAUAUAAUUGUAUAAGAGAACAUAUAUCAAAGAAGAUUGAAAAGGACGGAUGGAGGAUCCUUGGUGCCUUUCGCCGAGCGAAGUUCCAUCUGCAGUAUUUCAGAAACCUUUUCUACAGCGGUUGCUAUAAUUAUUAUUUAGAAAGUUGAGACCUGAACAAUACCAGAUAUAACGUUCUCAUAUCAAAGUAGUUAGAUUUUAGCAUUAGCUUGGAAGAGAAGUGUCAAAUACAUUUAAUCAGUGUGGUUUCAAGUAAAAGAAGGGGCCGAGAAAAAUUCAUUUAACAUUUUAAAAUUAACAGACCUUCUUAAAUUUAUCAUCAUGUGAUAAAUUUAUCAUAUCAUGUGAUAUGUAACCAAGUUCCAAUUAAUUUCAGUCACGGCUGUUAUUUGGGAAUGAUAACAGAAGACGGAUUGAAUAAAUUCCACAUGUUUGUCGGUCUCUUUCGAGCUCGCAUUUUGUUCAGUUCUAGUAAUUCUGAGUAAUUUUCAUUUUGAAUGGUAUACGCGCUAUUUGAAUGGUAGAAUUGCCAAAAGUGAAUUUAAAAAAUCGAAUAUUUGGAAGUACUUUACCAUUUUUCAAUCCAUAGAUUCGAGAUGGCCAAUUAAAAAAAAAAAAAUAGUUGUGUAUUGGAGACGAGCUGUUCACAUGGCUAUGGCUUGCCUUGUAGCCCCUUAUGAUUCUUAUUCAAUUAGACAAACAGUAACGAUAGAGGGAGACACAGACAGAGACGUUCAGCCUGGUUUUUUUAAAGGGAUGAUAACACUAUCUACUGGAUAAACUGCUAUCCGACGUGCAGCGCAGUAGGUUUCGUUAUUACUUAUCGUCUGGAUAACGAUUUAUCCGUUGUAUAGCAAUGCCCUUUAUCUGUCCUUUAAAAAACUGGUCCUGAUGGACAUGUAGCGAGAUUGACGAACACUGAAACAGGCCUGAGAGAGAGAGAGAGAGAGAGAGAGAGAGAGAGAGAGAGAGAGAGAGAGAGAGAGAGAAAACAAAAGGAGCUUCGUGAGAAAGAACUGAGUAGACGAAAAGGUGGCGGACUAUCACGGAUACAGCAGAUACCACCUCCAAUGUAUUACAUUUUUUAUUCUUUUUAUAUUUUAUUAACUUUUAUAUAUCCUGUGCUUCGUUGUAUGGAUAGAUCUUUACGAAUGUAUCAUAAAUAAUGACGAUUGUUCCUUUUACGGCGACUGCACUAACGUUGUGGGGUCAUAUCAGUGCACAUGUAGGCAUGGAUUUACUAAAGAUGGGAAAAACUGCCAAGGUAAGCCUUUACAUCAGUGAAAUUCGACCCUCCGAUAACAUGGCAAGGAGCAAGUACAGUGAGAAUUGUUCCACAUCUGAUCUCACGAGGAACGUUAAAAGUUGUCAAAGGAAUUAAAAUCCCUAAGUUGGAGCAAAUAAAGUUAAAUGUAAUCUUAUUAAAUGAAUGAUCUCAUCCAAGAUGAUAUGAGGAGCAAGAGAAUAUCAACUGUUGAUAUUCAAUUGAUACUCUCUUGAUGUUCUCUUUGAUGAGGAAUGAUAUCAAUGGAACAUUGUCGUGACGCAGCAAACCCUGAAAAAUGGAUCAUUGAGCGAGAUGAGAAAAUAAAUGAAUAAUGGAUGCUUUGAGACAGUACAAAAUUAAUGAAAUAUUUUUGUGAUAUUGUAAAUUCUGGAUAACUGAUAUUAGGGCAAGAACAGAAACUAAACGAAUAAUGUUGUAAGUUUCGUGCUGAGAUCAAUUAGAUAUAAUUCUGGAGGACCUGACCGGGAGAUUUGAAUACAGAGGGAGACGGGCUUUCGGAAGAGAAAGGAUUAAUUAGAUUAUACGGAAUUUCAUACUUCUUUCGUUUUCGUGGAUCUUGAAUAGAUUUUGACGAAUGCGCCUUAGCCAAAGACGAUUAUUCCUGUGAUGGCAACUUUAAACCUGGAUUUACAGGUGUUGGUAAAACAUGCCAAGGCAUGUUUUUAACUAGAAAAGCCAACAGGCAUGCAAUAACAAGGGUACAGACUGAUUGUAAAGAAAAGGGAAUCAGCACAAAAUGUCCUACUCAAGCGACACACCUUGCUCAAAGGUAGAAAAAUGGUUGAAGCAUGAAUGAUUUAGAAACCUACUAACCGCAACAGCAAUUAAAUUUUGUUAUCUUUAUUUUUUCGCAUUGAUCUUUUUGCAGAUAUUGACGAAUGUGCUCUGCAAAAACACAGUUGUUCGUCUAACGGGGAAUGCGCCAAUAUGGUGGGUUCAUAUCAGUGUAUGUGUAAACCUAAAUUUACCGGCGAUGGUAUAACUUGCCAAGGUGAGAUUUUUAUUUACUUGGAAAAACAGUUACGAUAGAAUAAGAAACAGACAGAGAAAGACUGAAGGACAUGUUGAGUGAUUGACAGAAACCGGAGUAGGCUGAAGGAAAGAGAGGAAUAUGAUCGUAAGGAACACAUGGAUGAAGCAGAAACUACCUCAUUUGCGUAAAAUUUUUAAUCUUUUCUUGUUUUCGUUUUUUAUGCUUUGUCUUGUUCCUUCUAUUUAAUUUGUUUAUUUCUAACUUAAUUGAUUCAUGAACAGAGCUUUACGAAUGCAUCACAAACCAAGACAAUUGUCCCUGAGAGAAUGGGCUGGGCAUGCAGUGACUGUGGACGUGUCUUGGUCAGCUCCGGCCUUUAUGGAUGAUUUAAUACCGACACUGAAAAGGAAAAAUAGAAAAGGUAGCUUUAAAUCGUCUGCGGAAGACAACUCGGAUAAUUAACGGAUAAUUUAAGCAAAAUUAAAUAUGUUCAAUGGUCGUUUCCUGUAAUCCAAUUUGUCAGUUUUAAGUAGGUUACGUCGGUAACAGUAGUAUAUGAUUUUACCAGGCGAUAUGUUGUUAAUCCUCUACACUAUGACGAGGUGUAAAUAGGCGUCAGGAAGUAAGCCGCCAUCAUCACGAUUUAAAAGAGCGUGGGCGGAGUUGAUAUGCCAGGCUUCCAAACAAAGGCGCUGGUGGUAACGUCGAUUAGUGAUGAUAAUUGUAGACUUAUCCCACCCAAUUGUAUGGUUGUUUAGGCGUGUGUGCUUCGACAAAGCUGAAUUUUCUUUUUCGCAAAAGAAGACCACUUUUUGAUGCUCUUUCAAACGUGUACCAAACUGACGUUUGGUCUGUCCGAUAUACUCGUGACCACAGUCAUUGUACGGAAUAAAAUAAAUAGCGUCGGUUCGUAUUUAUUCUAUUUAUUCUAUUCCACGGCAAAAAGUUCGAAUUUCCAUAUCGGGGGAAAGUGAAAGUGAAUUUCUACCUUAUGUCCGUUUUUUACCAAAACAUCUUUCUUAAUUUAUUCAUUUCGGUGAAUUGUAUUGUUUACAUGGUGUCAAUACUCAUUAACAAGGAAAACGUCUGUUAUUGAAAAAAUUUUGUUUUCAUGAGUUCGCCGUUUUGUUGUAAAUUUUUUGCAAACGUUUUAGAGCUUAUUAAAAGAAAGGAAAAAAAUUCGAUUGAGGGUUAAACAGGUAUCCAUCGAUCUCAGUUUGCUUAGUGUUUUCAUCCUUCUCAUAAAAUAAUCAUAACUCAUAAAAUAAUCUUAUAAGGGACCUAAAGCAGCAAGGAAGGCAAAGAUAAGGAAGACAUCAAUUACAAAAUGAAUUGAAUUUAUGUUUUAAGUUAGAAUUUCGUCUCUAAAGGAGGGGCGUCUCGAAGUGUUUAGUACCAAACAGAAACUUCAAUGAUAGUGUCAAUCACUUGAGUUUGAGUCUUAAAUAAGACCAAAUUACUGAAUUUCAUCUUUGCAUUUUGUUUUUUUUUCCCAACUUCCUGUUUGCACCACACUGGUAGCUGUAAUAGGUUAGUACAGAAUGAAAUUGUACAUCCCUCUCCGAAGGUGUACUUUUUCCCAAGAAUAUAUAAAAUAUAUUUCCUCUUAAAAAGUGAGAAUUUUUUUUCCAUUAUUUUCAUUAUUCAUAAGGAGAGAUCGAACUCCCAGUGGAAGACCGAAGUAAUUUGCGUUGGCUAAGUUUCAAGUUUACAGAAGGCUUGUUCUGAAUUUGUUACCCACCUUCUGGUAUUAUUCAUGCACAAUUAUGAUAUUGAUAUAAAAGGCCGAGUGUCAUUAUUUAAAGUUUGCCAUCAAGCAGCGGCUUAAGCCUAAAUUUAAGUAAAUUUUUUGUUGAGUAGAUUUCUUCCCUCCCGAGAGUGUUCGUUUAACUCGCUUAUCAUCUAACUAUAGCUGAUGUGCGUCCACCGAUAUUUCAUUAUAAAAACAAUUCUUCAAGUGUUCCGCAUCAAAAACGCCCCAAAGAUUUGAAAUUGAAUUUCUGCUUGAGAGGUAGGAAUAGUUCCUUUUGACAGUUUUAUUGAGGGUGAAUUGAAAUGGAGAUGUUUAGUCCAUAGUGUAUUUAGGAAAAAAAACAAUCGAACAGGCGAAAGUAUGAUAUGGAAUGUAACAACUAUGGCCGAAAUAUUAUGAGAAAAAUGUAGAGAGGUAUAUUUCUUUUAGACUUAUGACAUACAAAUGUUAUUGAAACAACUGAACUAAAGUUAAGCAGAGUUGCAAUUCAUUAAAAAAAGAGAUGAUGUUGAAAGUAGCUCGAUAUGUUUUCUCACAAGUUUAAUUUAAUGCGAAAAUACACCACUGCGUGGUACAAAAUACGUCUUACGUUCCCUCGAUUCACUAAAAAUUGCCUAAAUAUUUCUUAACUUUUCAAACAGGAAAAAUAAUGGAGAAAAUGGAAUAUUACCUACUCUUCACUCUUUUUACAUGUCUGGAAUGUUUUUCUGCAAAUAACCAGUGCGGAUUAAGUAGCAUGGGAGGUAUGGCUCUUAAUUAUUUACGUUUUCAGGAUAUGAUUUUGUCAGCCCUCCAUAUUUGCUAUGUCCUGUGCGAACUAAAUCACCUUUCAGAGUUAACUUCCACAAAAACGAAAUUGUGAAAAACAGAAGAUAGUAACCAUUGUUGGUUCCCUUGAGUACCACAAGCCAUCCAAGAUCAUUGUAUUUCGGCGGCAUUUACCUUUGUAGCCUUUCUAAGAGUGAUUGUCCCCUGGAAUAUAUUGUUUACUCUCUUCACAAUAUAAUUGUUUGAUAUCAACCCUCACGUAUUGUGAGUAAAAGAAUAUUAGUUUUGACCAUCUCUCCUAAAAGAAAAAAGGUCGAAAGAAAUUAACUUUUUGGAAAUGUAAAUGCCGUACAAAAGGCUUUCGCGAUGAAGACAACUUGACUGAAUUACUACCCGUAAUAUGGAAAGGUUUGCCACCUGUUUAUGCUUUUUUGACAUAGCUGAUUAUAUUUCUCAUUGGUUUCUUUAUUCCUUCUUCCUCCCUCAGAUGAUUGUCGAGUGAUUGAAUUCAAAGAAGGAACAAAAAAUAAGAUCUUAACAAAUCACGUCAUUAGGAGAGAUCAACUUCCAGACAAGGAUAUUUGUGAAUUGAGAUGCUAUCUUGAACCAAACUGCGUGUCCUACAACUAUGGUCCACUGUCAGAUGGAACAUUCACAUGUGAGCUGAAUGACAGGACCUACUUACAAGUCCCCGACUCCCUCGAAGACAAAAGCGGAUUUGUGUACACAGAAAUUUUUAUAAGUACGGCCUGGUAACAUUCAGUUUUACAAAGGUGAUCAGUUUACGGGUAAAAAAACUCGGGUACAAUGUUGUUCCUUUUUAUGUUAUUUAUUUAUCUAUUCAUCAUGUUUUAAUUGAUUUAUUGUAUAAAGUGAUCUAUUUUUUUCUUAUCUUUCAGAAUCCUUGUGAGAGCAUUCCAUGCACCCAUCACGCCACCUGUCAAGCGGGCUUUGGUAACCAUGGAUACCGCUGUAUUUGUCCUGCUGGAUAUCAGGGAGUUCAGUGUAAAACAGGUGAGGGAAAAAACAUCUAACGAUAAAAUGAUGAGUUCAGACAGUUCAAUAUUUAAUUGACUUUACAAUAAAGUUAAGCAGCUAUAAUUUCCAAAAAAUAAUUCGUGCAACAUUACGGGGAAAAGACAGGAGAACAAGCAAUAGAAUCCUGACUUAAAAGAUGUGAAAAGGACAGGCAGGAAGAGGAGCAGAAAGAAAAUUACACAGAUACGUAGGGCCACUUUCAUAAAGUUGGACGAAAUGUCUCAUCCUGGAGAGUUUUUAGCUUUGGUUUUUUUUCUUAAAUUCUGUGUAGAUGUUGAUGAAUGCGUACCAGGAAAACACCAUUGUCCCGCAGAGCGCAAAGGUGUCAAUACUUUGGGUUCAUAUCAGUGCUCACAUUGUAGACCUGGAUAUAUUGACGAUGGAGAGACCUGUCAAGGUAAGAUUUGCAUACAAUGAAGAAGACAACAAAGACAAAAAGAAAAACGGAGGACACAUAUAUAAAGACCAGCAAAAACAAAAAACAUGUAAGUCAGUAAGUCUUGCAUAUCGAAUAAGAGAAAGUUGAUAAAAUUAGGUUAGCUACCAUUUAUAUCUUAUUCAGACAGACAGAUUAAGAGACAGACAGACAGAGACUAACGACAGAAAGUGGUAGAUAUAUGGGGAUACGAGAGGUAACUGAGUGGCAUGUUCAAGCCACAGAUGCACACUUAUCCCAUAGUGGUGGUUACGCUUGCUCUGUAAGCAUAUAGGCCACCAAGAUAGAUAUCAUCUACAGCUCAUUAGGCCUUGUUAAGAAUAACCAGCUAGGCCAAAGGCAGAGGCCAAAAACAAAGCCGAAAAAAGCCGAACGUGGCUACCAACUUAUUAGCUUUUUUUCUCUUCUUUUCUACUAUUAUGACUUCACUGCACAUUCCAUGCCCAACAAAGUUUGUUGAUUACAAAGUCUUCAAAUGUGGCAUGAGCAGAAUUUCCACGGAUGGAGUUUGCUACACUUACUGGCCUCUAGCUCUAUUGGAAUUCCUUCCCCCAUUUAUGAGAAAUUUCACGCGAGGUUUACUUUGCCUAAAGUUCGUUUAGUCCUUCAAUUUUUACCAUUUGAUUUUACUAUGUUUAGAUAUCGAUUAA
Pocillopora meandrina is the source of this 8801-nucleotide messenger RNA. NCBI's taxonomy places the organism in Eukaryota, Metazoa, Cnidaria, Anthozoa, Scleractinia, Pocilloporidae. The record is from the annotation of a GenBank genome assembly.